GCAGUCCAACCCCGGCAUCACUGCUUUCAUGAAGAAAAUGGGCUUUGGUGAUGAUUACACGAAACUGGAGCAGUACUACAUGCAGAAGGUGCUUGACAUUGUGUCUGGUCUGAAAAAGGGAUACAUGGUUUGGCAAGAGGUCGUCGACCUUGCAAAGGUAGCUGAAGACACUAUUGUGAAUGUUUGGAGAGACAAGUGGCAGGACGAGAUGGCCAGGGUGACAGGUAUGGGCUACAAGACACUCCUCUCCAACUGUUGGUACCUCAACUACAUCAGCUAUGGUCCCGACUGGAGUACUUACUACAAGUGUGACCCACAAGACUUCCCAGGCACUGCUCAACAGAAAAGUCUUGUUCUUGGAGGGACAACAACAAUGUGGGGGGAAUAUGUUGACGACACAAAUCUCAUCUCCAGAUUUUGGCCACGAGCAGCGGCUGUAGGUGAGCGUCUGUGGAGUGACGCCUCUGUCACUGAUGUCGGCGAGGCCCAACUGCGUAUCGCUGAACACCGAUGUCGCAUGGUCAAACGUGGCUUCAACGCUGAAGAGCUCAUAGGACCUGGCUACUGUGAUGUGGAGUACUGAACUGACUCUUCCAGUCCAGUCCUGACUGUGACCUCAGCAAUUUGGACACAUUCCGUGCCACAUUAAAAAUAAAAAUAAUGCGUUAAUAUUGUAUCGUCCAUAGGUUUGUACAUUGUAUUAUUUUCCACUUGAAGAAAAAAUUAAUUGAUAAUGUGUUUAAAACUAGAUCUAAACUGCGUUUGUGUGUAAUAAAAUAUAAUAUGUGGAAAACACUAA
This is a messenger RNA of Aplysia californica (California sea hare), 799 nucleotides long. RefSeq names its product beta-hexosaminidase subunit beta. Lineage: Eukaryota; Metazoa; Mollusca; Gastropoda; Aplysiida; Aplysiidae. The record is from RefSeq and is a predicted model, not a curated record. Gene Ontology annotation, cellular component: membrane. Gene Ontology annotation, biological process: ganglioside catabolic process; glycosaminoglycan metabolic process; carbohydrate metabolic process. Gene Ontology annotation, molecular function: beta-N-acetylhexosaminidase activity.